Molecule: messenger RNA, 869 nt
Organism: Eurypyga helias (sunbittern)
Lineage: Eukaryota; Metazoa; Chordata; Aves; Eurypygiformes; Eurypygidae
Gene: FOSL2
Product: FOS-like antigen 2
Exons: 3
Coding region: 12-869 (285 amino acids)
Biological process (GO): regulation of transcription by RNA polymerase II
Cellular component (GO): nucleus
Molecular function (GO): RNA polymerase II cis-regulatory region sequence-specific DNA binding; DNA-binding transcription factor activity, RNA polymerase II-specific
Source: RefSeq, a predicted model, not a curated record
UUCGAGUAGAUAUGCCAGGAUCAGGCAGUGCUUUUAUCCCUACGAUCAACGCCAUCACAACCAGCCAAGACCUGCAGUGGAUGGUCCAGCCCACCGUCAUCACCUCCAUGUCAAGCCCUUACUCUCGCUCGCACCCCUACAGCCACCCGCUGCCCCCGCUGUCUUCGGUAGCCGGACACACGGCCCUUCAGCGACCUGGUGUCAUCAAAACCAUUGGAACCACAGUGGGCCGGAGGCGACGAGACGAGCAGCUGUCGCCCGAGGAAGAAGAGAAGCGAAGGAUCCGGAGAGAGAGGAACAAGCUGGCAGCUGCGAAGUGUCGUAACAGGCGUCGAGAGCUAACAGAGAAACUCCAGGCGGAGACUGAAGUGCUGGAGGAGGAGAAGUCGGUGCUGCAAAAGGAGAUCGCUGAGCUCCAGAAGGAGAAGGAGAAGCUGGAGUUUAUGCUGGUGGCUCACAGCCCCGUGUGCAAAAUCAGCCCUGAGGAACGUCGGAGUCCACCAUCCAGCAGCCUCCAGAGCGUUCGGACUGGAGCAAGCGGAGCGGUGGUGGUGAAGCAGGAGCCCGUGGAGGAAGAGAUCCCAUCUUCCUCUUUGGUCCUUGACAAAGCCCAGAGGUCUGUCAUUAAGCCCAUCAGCAUUGCUGGAGGUUUUUACGGGGAGGAGGCACUCAACACUCCCAUCGUGGUGACCUCAACACCAGCCAUCACUCCUGGCUCCUCCAACUUGGUCUUCACCUACCCCAAUGUAUUGGAUCAGGAGUCUCCUCUCUCCCCAUCCGAGUCCUGCUCCAAAGCUCACCGGAGGAGCAGCAGCAGCGGCGACCAGUCCUCGGAUUCCUUGAACUCUCCCACCUUGCUGGCAUUGUAA